Messenger RNA from Gongylonema pulchrum, 423 nucleotides. The record is from the annotation of a GenBank genome assembly. NCBI's taxonomy places the organism in Eukaryota, Metazoa, Nematoda, Chromadorea, Rhabditida, Gongylonematidae.
UUGAUUUUUAGCAAAACAUGCAGAGGGGAUUUUGAAAAGUGUGGUAAAUUACAAUUUUUCAGUGGCGUACGACCGUUUGGUGUUUCGUUGCUUGUUGCCGGUUGGGACAAGGAGCCAAAUGUUGGUCGUCCACUGCUCUUCCAAUGCGAUCCUUCGGUAAGACAUUUUUUCUUGGAUGGAGCAUAUUUUGCCUGGAAAGCAACAGCGCUUGGGAAAAAUGACGUGAAUGCGAAGACGUUUCUGGAGAAGCGGUUCAGUGAUGCGCUGGAGUUGGAUGAUGGAAUCCAUACGGCACUGCUCACUUUGCGUGAAAGCUUUGACGUGGGAAUGACAGAGGAUAACGUUGAAAUAGCAAUAUGCAACAAAAAUGGAUUUAGUCGUUUGUCGAAGCAACAAGUGAAAGAUCACCUUGGCGCCCUUUGA